AUGGCGCACCUGGCGAAAGGUGCAGUCUGCGAUUUCACUGCGCGCAUGCACAUGCCACGUGCAGCCUUGCCAGUGACCUGCUUCGAUUACGAGCUGAACCAGCAGCUGGCGAGCCCAGAUUCGGCGCACACGUCCGACGCUCGCUUUCCUGGCAGUAGCCGAAGAGCCAGAAGCGGCAAGCAGCCAGCGACGCCACCAGGUUUGGGGAUCCAAUGAAAUUCAGGGCCAAGUUUUGGAGGUUUGGAUUCGCCCGCGCGGCAUCCGGGCUUGCGCGCUUGGCAUGUCGAAGGGUUAUGAAUACGGCAGCGUCGGAGUUCCGAGCCUUGGGACGAAAAUACAGCCUCGGGACGAGCCCUUAUCUGUCGGCCACCCGAACCGGACAGACCGCCUAUUGGACGAUGAUCAGGCUCAGUCAGAGCUUGGGCGAGACGUCCGGUAGCCACUCUAGGCUCCCAGGGAGAACCAGAUGUGUCUCGGGGGAGUGUUAACGGUGGAAUGGGGCGGUGGUAUCGAACGGGCCAGUGGCCUCACAGGGGCUCUAUUGAAUGCUUGGACACAAUACGUCGCCGAGAGACAGACAAUACGUUGAGACACCCUGGAUCGUUGCUUUGUCGGUCCGUUCACUCCGAUAUUAGUACGAUCGUCUUCUGCCCCGGAUGCACAGGGAGCCGUGCUGAGGGCCGAAAGUAGCAGCGGCGAGGAAGGGCGAGGAGGGAGGGGCGUGCGUGCGAGCAGCUGCAGGAGCAGGAGGGAGCGGCGGAGUAGCAGGGAGCGGCGGAGGGCGGAGGACGGCAGGCGAGGCGGCAGCAGGUACUUGAGCGGGAAUGGGCAGCCGCUGGUGGCGAUGGGCCCCGGGAAGCCUUGGUCUCAUGGGGCGAAGCCGGGGGCUCCGCAUGCCCUUGGGGGUGGAGCGGGUCGAGGAGGCACGGGGAAUGGCUGCUGCCGCGAGCGGCGUGUGCCGACGUGCCUGCAAUCGGUUAUAGCAGCGGAUUUUAUGGUAACGAGUCAAAUUCCAGCCACUUUGAAUCUGGUGGCGCUGGUGGGGCUGGGAGCAACGGGAGCAGCUGCAGUGUUACACGCAUCAGCAGCAGUGACAGCGCUGCUGAGAGCACCUUCAGUGAUCCCACCACGGGCAGGAAGCGUGUGGUGAUGCUGGGGUCUGGGUGGGGCGCUGUGAGCUUCCUCAAAGCCAUAGACGCCAGGGCGUAUGACGUCACCAUCAUCUCGCCCUGCAACUUCUUCCUCUUCACCCCGCUGCUGCCAAGUGUCACCACAGGACAGGAGUGGUCGAGGGCAGGAGCAUUGCUGAACCAAUCAGGCGGAUCCUAUUGAGGCACGGCAGCACGGCUCGUUUCCUCGAAGCUGAAUGCACAACCAUUGACCCAAUCACCAAGACCCUCUCCUGCCGUGCCCCUGCCAACCUGCCCCCUCCGCUGCCUCUGCCGACUGUGUCGACGAUUGCAGGACAGGGGGGGGAAGAUGGGAGGGGAGGAGGUGGAGAGAAAGGGAGUGGCGGUGUUUCUGGUAGCGAUGGCCCUGGUGGUUCUGCUGGCGCUGCUGGUGGUGAUGCUGUUGGUGAGGCGAGGGGACAAGGGGAUACGCACGUGCAAGAGAGUGGCAGUGGGAGUGAGAGUGGGGGAGCGGGCGGUGAGUGUGGGGGAGUGAGGGAGGUGCGGUUCUCGGUGCCGUACGACAUGCUGGUGGUGGCAGUGGGGGCCACGCCCAACACAUUCAACGUGCCUGGAGUGAAGGAGCACUGCCACUUCCUCAAGUCCCUAGACGAUGCAGAGGCCAUUCGCAACACACUCAUUGAUCGCUGCGAGGCGGCGUGCCUGCCAGGGAUAGAAGAUGAAGAGCAAAAGAGUGGUGGUGGGAGGGGGCCCCACGGGAGUGGAGGUGGCAGCAGCAGUGCAUGACAUGAUGAGGGAGGACCUGUCUGUACCGCCUGUGCCCUGCACUCAAGGGGAAGGGGUCCAUCUCGUUGCUGCAGUCAGGGGAUCACAUUCUGAACAUGUUUGACCUGCGCAUAUCUGACUUCGCCGCCCGCAAGUUCCAGCGGGACGGCAUCACGGUGCGCACGCACGCGCGGGUCACAGCUGUCAACCCGCGCUCGCUCUCAGUGCGGGACUCGGGGCACGCAGGCAGUCACAGGGACAGGGACAGGGGUAAUGAGAAAGGAGACGCCAAGGCAGCAGGUAUUGCCGGCCUGCGGCUCGUAGCCAGCACUGGCAGCACGGACAGCAGCAGCAGCAGCGACAGCAGCAUGGAGAGCAGCGGAACGAGGGAGGUGCCUUAUGGGGCCGUGUGGUGGCCGUGGUGUGAAGGCCGUGUGGUGGCCGUGGUGUGAAGGCCGUGUGGUAGCCGUGGUGUGAAGGCCGUGUGGUGGCCGUGGUGUGAAGGCCGUGU
Molecule: messenger RNA, 2406 nt
Organism: Closterium sp. NIES-67
Lineage: Eukaryota; Viridiplantae; Streptophyta; Zygnematophyceae; Desmidiales; Closteriaceae
Source: the annotation of a GenBank genome assembly